AUGUCAUUCGGAUUCAAUAGCACACCUCCCCCAAAGAAACGACCUCGAACAGAACAACAUGGUGACGACGGCGAUGAUGACGCUGAUUCAGACGAUUCCUUCAACGAUCCUGUUCUUGCGGAACCAAAGGCUAUCCUGCAACGGAGAGAAGCUGUUUGCGUUGACGACGGUCGACAGAUGGGAUUUUCCGUAGCUCAGUCUUCGGUGUUCAGUUCCCCACUUCGUCCUCAAAGAGAUGAUGAUACCACCACGAGGAAAUCUUUGUUGAGGGCCAGUGCUGUCACUCCUCGACGUUUUAAUGCCCAAGAUCGAAGUGAUUAUCAUCAUAGCGGACAAGUGUUGAUGCUAAAAAAUCGUGUUGAAAAUUUGGAGAGAGAAAAGGAACGAUCGGCUGCCGCUAUACGUGAUCAGGUAGUGUUAGUAUGUUAA
Cylicostephanus goldi is the source of this 429-nucleotide messenger RNA. The record is from the annotation of a GenBank genome assembly. NCBI's taxonomy places the organism in Eukaryota, Metazoa, Nematoda, Chromadorea, Rhabditida, Strongylidae.